This is a messenger RNA of Photinus pyralis (common eastern firefly), 4008 nucleotides long. RefSeq names its product sorting nexin-25 (gene snz). The transcript is spliced from 13 exons. Gene Ontology annotation, cellular component: intracellular membrane-bounded organelle. Gene Ontology annotation, molecular function: phosphatidylinositol binding. The record is from RefSeq and is a predicted model, not a curated record. NCBI's taxonomy places the organism in Eukaryota, Metazoa, Arthropoda, Insecta, Coleoptera, Lampyridae. Bases 177 to 3050 code for a protein of 957 amino acids.
ACAUUUGCGAUUAUUUCAAAUUAUAAACUGUUGAUUGUUGACUAAUAGAUAAAUCCCUCUCAUCAUUAGAAGCGAAUUUUAUUAAUGGACUGCAUCACAUGAUGACAAAUUAUAUCCUUUUGAUAACCAGCUGAUAACGAAUUCAGUAAAUACAAUUACCCAAAUGCAACUUUAGGAUGAGUAUCGGCCUGCUGUACGCUGCCAUUGUAAUUGGAUGUUUGGGAAUACUGUAUUCGCCAAUAUGUCUGGCUUCUUCUGUGUUUUCGCUUUUAAAUAUUUGUAUGGUAGGUGUCGGUAUUUGUGGUAUCGUGUGGAUACACGUACUGGUUUCUUCACCACAUAAAACCGGAAUGGGAAUAGAAGGCGUACAAAAGGAUCUGGAGAAAUUUAGUAAUAAGCUUAUGAAUAACUUCGAAUCGGUGUACUCAGCUAAAACCCCACAGAAUCAUUUGCCUGUGAUUUUUGGUCGUACAAUUGACAGUUUGUUGCAGCAGCUAUUAGAUUAUAUUAUGAGAGACUUCGUUUUUAUAUACUUGAAAGAUUACGCCUAUGAACCCAAUGUUAUAAAUGACAACAUGAAGGAGGACGUGUGGAGUGCAAUUCAUAAUUUAUACCAAAGAUUAUCAAGGACAGACCAUGUGAAACUGAUAGCCUGUGAUUUAGUCAAUAAGAUCACGAAUCACUUUGAAAAGAUUCGUGAUGCAAAACUGUUAAUUGCUGAAAGCAAUCACCCUCCAUUGUUUACACUUGCACCGCAUCUCGUCUCUUAUAAUAAGGAGUUGGAGUACUUGCAGAAUGUUAGCGAAGUGUUAAUUAUGUUUUUAUUUCCUCGCAGCUACUCACUGUCACCUGCUAAGUAUUUUUUACGUGAAGUACUUGCUUGUAAAGUGUUCUUCCCCUUCGUUGAUCAUAUUACCGACCCUGAUUACUUCAAUCAGAAGGUGAUUAUUUACAUUGAGGCACAGAAAGUUGCAGCUGCUAUGCAUCGGCGUACCUUUGAGUACGCAAAUAGCUUUGAAGAGUUUUUAAAAAUGGUACAAAGGACUAAUGACAUUGAGAUGUUAAAAAGUAUCAGGUAUGACAUUGUCACGAAGAUAAUGCAAGCGACAACACUGCAAAACAUAAAUCGAGCACGAGGAGUGGAUGCCGAUUUAGAAAAGACGAUAUCUUCCAACAUAAACAAAUCCGAAUUAAACGCGGCGAAAAAGUUAAAACGUUACAUUAACCAAUUAACUUACGCCAAACUUCAGCUGGAGAAGCGAUUGGCGAAUCUCGGAUGGGACAUAAACUUUCAAAUGCAGAACGACGUCGAUAAGAUUUUACCACUGUCGUCAAUUUUAGAACAUCUGUUAGGUCGCAAAUACUUAUCGCAGUUUUUGGAAACUGUGGCUAGUCAAGGUCUGAUAGGAUAUUGGUCGGCAGUUGAGGAAUUGCGAACUGCCCCAAGGAAAAAUAGGCAUCAGUUGGGAGCAGAAAUAUUUUAUACUUUUAUAAGAAAUCCUACGGGAGAGAUAAAGGUUGAUAAAACCACGCGGAAACGGAUGGAAGCAUUUCUCCUAGGUGAUAAAGGACCAGAUGUCUUCUACGAGGUACAGCAACAAGUCGUGCAAACCUUGGAAGAUAAAUACUACCAACCUUUUAUCAUUAGUAGAUUUUAUAAAGAAAUGAUCGCCGCCAUUAUGGACGAAGACAAUAUUACUGAAACUGAUUCCGGCGGUACCAUCGAAGAGAGGCAGCUUUCGGGGGAAUCGGCUUCAAGUUUGGAAAGCUCGUUGCAUGUCGGCGACCAUUCCAAUUACGCGAAAAGAAAACUGGACCAACUGCAAGAGAAGCUAAAUAAUAAAAUGCAGGCUUUACAGGCGUUGCGGUCGUCGUUAAAACCGGAAUCUCGCGUUCUUAAGAUUUUGGAGAAGGAGGUCGAGUGGUUGGAAGGUGAAAAACGGCAGGUUGAAGCUCAUAUUAGUAGGACCGAGACGUGGGGUGAAAAUUUGGGGAAGUGGAGGGCUAUUGUGCAAAGUGCAGAUAUUGGUGACGAAAAAGAGCCUCCGCAAUUUGUUAUUGUUGUUCAUAUGGUGGAAAAUGAAAGUAUCGAAGGUGAGGAGGGUAUCAGCACCGGUUGGGUUGUUUCACGAACACUUAGUCAGUUUCAAGAAUUACACAGGAAGUUACGUCCUUUGUGUUCCAAUAUUAAAAAUGUCGAACUACCCUCGCAGCCUUUUAAGUUUUUAUUUGGCAAGUCUGAUAAAAUGUUACUUGAAAAGGCGAAAGUACAAAUUCAGAAGUACUUGGAGUUCGUGUUAGAAGAUGAUCGUUUGAAUCAAAGUGAAGCAAUUUACUCGUUCCUAAGUCCUAGCUCUGAGCAUCUCAAGCAUUCCACUCCUUCUCCAAAAAAAUCAAAAUUCUCAUUCUCGACACUAUUUAAGGGCAACAGCAGUGAGCAGGGUUCGAGAGAUAGCCAAACUACUUCUCGGCAAAGCGAAGAUGACAAUAUUUCGCAAUGUCUCGACGCUCCCGGUGGCGGCGGCGACGCUGAUUAUUCCAAAUUUAACGGAAACUCCGCCAGGUUUUUAGACGAUAAUAAAGAUACGAUCGCCGAGCCAAUUUACUCCUUAAUGAGCGAGAUUUUCGAUAUGCGAGGAGUUUUCAAAUAUUUGCGAAAGACGCUAAUUGCAUUCGUUCAGGUCACUUACGGAAGAACGAUAAAUAGACAAAUAAGGGACACGAUAGCGUGGUGCUUCUCCGAACAGAUGCUACACUAUUACAUUACAUUAAUAAUUAAGAGCUGGUGGCCGUCGGGUACGCUGGUAAAACCUUCACCCGAAAGGGCGGUACAGGUUAAAAUGCAAACAAAAAAUGACGCCAGGAAGGAGUUUAAUGCGAAUGUUCCAGAAAUAUUAAAUACUCUCGUCGGAACUAGUGCAGCUAAGUUAGGUGCUAACAAAGUUUUUGAUACUCUUCAAAUUAAGACGAUGAAUAAGCAGCUUUUCUAUGAACUUUUGGAAGUCACUCUAAAUGAAGUGUUUCCAGAAUUGAAAAUCCAAGACAACUAAUGUAAUAUUGGAAAUUCUACUACAGUCUGCCAAUAUAACUUAUUUUUACACUAACUUUAAUAUACUAAGACUGGUUAUUUUUAUAAUCUUCUCAUACCAUUCCAUUGAUAGUUACCAAAUUCGUGUGUUAACACGCACUUCCAAUCAUAAAUUGAUGUUCUAAGAUAUUUUUUAAUUUGCUUAUAUAAAAUUUACCACACUAAAACAACGAUAUGAUUGUAAGUAUUAAAUAGGAUUAAUAUCAGUACUGUAAAAUAAAUGAAUGUGACCUAUGUGUAUUUGAUAGGCAGUUGGUACUUAUGUACAUAAUCAUUUUUUUACAUUUUUAUGUAUUUUGCAAUUCAUUUUUUCAUAUUUUUGUAUAAACAUUUGAUAAUUUACAUAUCAAAUAAGAGCCUAACAUCGCAAAACAUAAAGCAAUAUAGAAGAAAAUAAAUUGCUCACAUGUUCAGCUAUAAAAUCAUAUUGAAAGAAAUGGGAAUAUUUGAUAGUGAAAAUGUAUUAUUAAUAUUUACUUAUUUUUGAAAAGUAGUGUAGUGUUUAGUUUAACCAUUCAUGGUAUUUUACAGUACUUUUUGAUAUUUUUAACAAUCCUAAUUGUGAUUAACAGAAGUCUAUUUUGCUGCCUGUCCAUCCUCUAUUUUUUUUAUUUAUCACUCGUUUAUUGUUAGGAAAUUUUAUGGAUACAGACAGUUUAAGUAGAGUAGUAUUGUAUAUUAAAUAUGCGCUUAUAUGAUUGUAUUAUUUUUUUUGUGAUUAUUACAAAAUUAUUAAUGAUCUAUGUUGUAAAUGUAGAUUGUAUGAACCAAUUUUUAUUAUAGACCCUAUUUUAUGAAAUAAAGAUUUUAUGUCUGCUUUAAUUUUUGCAACUGCUUACUUUUGUUACUGGCUACUCAAAAACAUCCUCACGGAGUUAUUAAUGUAGCGAAUAUUCUAGAAAUCCUUAUAGACAUUCAGG